Molecule: messenger RNA, 1959 nt
Organism: Stylonychia lemnae
Lineage: Eukaryota; Ciliophora; Spirotrichea; Sporadotrichida; Oxytrichidae
Source: the annotation of a GenBank genome assembly
AUGGAUAAAAACAACGGAAACAUUUUAUAAAAGCGAGUUCAAUUUGCUUCAAAUAAAGUUAACUCUCAAACCUUUAACAGGCUAGCAUCAAACGUUAAUGAUUAGAAAUUAAUAAGUGGACAUAGAGCUCUCUCAACGAAACAGGAAAUAGCCUAUCUUGAUAAGUUGAUUGAGAAGGAUUAGGGAUUAUUAAUUGUCAAUCCAAUAAUUGAUCAAGUAAUAGAGAGUGUUGUGGUCUAGGCAUAGAUUUAACACUAUGUGAGGGAAAACGUUUCAAGCUUUAUAAUUGAUUGGACUUUAAAUCAGGGCUUGCAAUUCAUAUUUUAGAAUAUAAGAAAAGAUCAUAAUUUGUAAGAAGCCUUGAAUGUAGAUGAUGACAUCAAUGAACCAAUAUAACCAGAAGUAGACGCACAUAUAUCCAAGGCUAAGAUCAACUAAAGAAUAAGACAGAUCAUUUCAGAUGCAAUAGCUGCAUAAGACUCACCUAAAAGACCUUCAUUGAAGCCUAGGUCAAUAUUUAGUCAAACUCCAAGUUCCAACCAGCUAAUGAGAUAAUUUACUAAAUAGCAAAGUUUGCUUAAAAUUGAAGUUGAAGAUAAGAUAAUUGAAGACGCCAGAAAAAGUCUGAUCAAAAGAAAAUUAGUAAAGGAAAAAUUCGAGAAAGCGAUGGUAGACAAUGAAACUCUAAAUUAAGGCAAAUUUAAGAAUCUUCAAUCUAAGAUAAGUAAUGAUCGUUACACAUUUGAUAUAAAUGGAAAUCUAGUUAUGACAAACAAAUUUAAUCCUGAAAAAUUAUCUUCAAGUGAGCCUAAUAAUUCAGUCACACUUGUGAAGGCUUCCUUCAAUAUUAAGUCACAGAUUCAAACUGAACCUAAAAAGCUUUAUGAAAACAUCAAACUUAGCAAGAAGAACUAACCAAAUUUUGGACUUCCUCCACUUAAUAAUUCCCAAUAAAGCUCUUAGUCCCAUUAGAGUAUGGCAGCUUUUGAAAAACCAAGAAGAGCUUAAAACUUACUUUUGUCGAGCAAUAAUAAACCUAAACUUUCUGAAAAUGAUAAUGAGUUAUUCAAUAAAUAUGCAACUAGUUAGCAGAUGUAAUAGUCAUAGGGAUAUACUAGAAUCUUUUCAUCAAGCCUCAGUCCUCCAAAGGAUAAAUUUAAUCUCAAAGCUGGAGUUGUUUAUAAGAGCAAUAUUAAUCAUGAGAUCAUAUAGGGACCAGUAUUUAGCAGUAGGCCAAGACAUUUAAGUAAACAGAAAUAUAAAAAUUUGUCUACUUCUAUAAUUCCAUCAAAUUUAAGGAAUGGAGAAAGUUAACUUGCUUCGAACAACUCUUUUGAUUUCGGAUCUUAAAAUCAGAGUUCAAUUAUAAAGUUAAAUCCAAUAACGUCAGUGUAAAUAGCCUAACUUAAUAAAAUCAAUUUCACCUCAGACAUGAAGAUUUAAGAAAAUAAUACAAGCUUAAUGAUUAGUAAUUUAGCUUAAUCUCAGAUAAUAGAUGAACCGAAAACAUUUUUACUUGAAACUGAAGAACUUAACUAUUAAGAUAGCAAAAGAUCCAAGGUUAGAUUUGCAAACGACUCAAAUGCCAAGAUAACUAUUUAAAUAUCUGAGAAACCUGAAAAUUCCUUAAUACAAAGCUAAUCUGAGAAAGCUCUUAGUUAGAAAGACUCAUCAAACUAGUAAAAAUUUUCAGACUAUCAAAAACUUAAAACUAAGAAAACUUAUAAGAGUCUGAAUUAAUCAAAAGAAAAUACUCCUAUAAAAAAGUCAUUAAACAACUCUUCAUAAAAUAAUGAAAGUUAAAUUAAGCCACCUAUAUCACUAGAUACUUCAUCACUUAAAACAUCUAUGGAAGCUUUUACUGUAAUUAAUAGCAUUUAAAACUCUACUAGUAAGCCACCUAAGCCUAAAAAACCAAAGAAAGAAUAUAAUUCGAAAAACUUAUAAACUCCACUAUGA